Molecule: messenger RNA, 2189 nt
Organism: Colius striatus (speckled mousebird)
Lineage: Eukaryota; Metazoa; Chordata; Aves; Coliiformes; Coliidae
Gene: TEX12
Product: testis expressed 12
Exons: 5
Coding region: 518-886 (122 amino acids)
Source: RefSeq, a predicted model, not a curated record
UUGCAGGCGUUCUCUGUCGCUCGCGUUCCGGGGGGAGCCCGGCCCCCGAAGCCUCGGGAGGAGCGGGCCGGGCGGCCCCCGCCGCCCUUGCCGGGAUCCCAGGCCCUCCCUCGGCCGCCUCCCAGGGCCAGGCCUCGCCCCGCGCGCCGGCUGCUAACGGCUGCUAACGGCUGCGGGCGGCCGCGCAGGGCCCUCAGCGCCCCGGGCCCGCGCCGCCUGAGGAGAGCGGGCCGGGACUACGGACACCUCGGCGCGGGGGAGCCCGGUGUCCUUCAGCGUGGGAGGUCCCGGGGAGGCAUAGGCGGAGCUGGGGAGGGCAAGGCAAAUUGUCGGCCAGCUGUCCCAAGCCGAUAUUAACGCGCCUUUGGGCCUCAGCCCUGCCCGGGCGGGCCCGGGAUCACCGGGGACUCGGGCCCACCGUCUGCGGCUUCCAUCGGUGCUCUCGCCGUGCUUUGAGGCUCAGCCUUUCUCCAGUGAGGAGGAGAGCUCCUUUGCAAAGGAGCUUGCAGAGGCGACGAUGACAAGCAACACACAGAAAUCUGAUGAGAAUAGAAGUAAACGUAAAAAAGAGAUGGAGAAUGAAGCUUCAGAAAACCCUCAGUUGUCCUCCCAUGACAAAGCAGAUUUGGCUUUUUCAGAGGGCUCGCAGUCUGUUUACAAACCUGAACCACUGGAAAAAGUUUUGAGCGAGAUGAACAAAGAAAUUACGAACUUGUUAUCAAAAUAUGCUCAUAUUUUAAGUGAAAGAGCAGCGAUGGAUGCUUCUUAUGUCCAAGAACUUGAUGGAAUCUUGAAAGAAGCAAGGACCAUAGAAAGCCACUUAAAACAGAAAAGAGAGAGUCUGAAGCAGAGAUUCACAGUGAUCGCAACUACUCUGCAAAGCUAAAUGCAGUUUGUUAGAUUGAAGAAAUACAGAGAAAAGCUCAUAGUAUAUAUUUCAUGUGUUGAAAUAAUAAACAUAUGAUGAAUGCUGUGAUGAAUGUUUGAUAAACAUCUUAAAUUUUUCUAGCAGUUCAGGAGGCUUUCAACAACUUAAGCAGCAACUUAUUUUUUUAGUAAGUAGAUACACUAUGUAGAGUGGUGGGAGUUAGUGAAACAAUUACUAAAUGUGCAUUUAAAAUCCUUUGACUCCGAGGGAUCCUAGACAUUAAAAGGUCUCUUAUUUUCAUUUGUUGACCCAUCACUUUUGCUGUCCCUAUGCUUCCAUCCAUAAGAAGUAUUUGAAGCGUUUGAAAAAUAAAGAAGAUGAAUUUUGCAUUGCUUGGCCGUGGAAGCUCAGCACAACUGAACUCAGAAACAGACCUGGUAUCUCUAAUGUCACUGCUAAGGAUGGGUUUUUUCCUUCAUUGUCACAACCAGUCUUUUGCUCUAAAACACAAUGUAGGAACCUUUAUAUGAAACAUUGAAUUUGUCAGUGUAAGUGGAAAAGGACCUCAGAUUGUUUUGUGUUAACUAUUUUCUGGGUUGUUUUCUUUCUACUUCAGAAAAUGUUUUGGUGCUAAAAUCUCAGUAGACUGUACUUGCAAACUGAUUUCCAUUUUGUCUUGGAAUACAAAUAGAUUGGAAAAGUCAUAUUAAAAAUAGGAGAGUUCUAAGAAGAGUGCUACUUUGGGGAAUGUCUAAGGAGGUAUAAAGUCUGAAUUUGAAAAUAUAUUGUAAUGCUUCUACAGCUUUUCAAACGAAACCAAAGUCAUUUUGAUAUAAAAGCAUGUAAUCAAAACUUUGCUGGUAAUGUCAAUAGAUAAGUAGGUAAUGUUGGCAUUACCUGGAAUGACACCAUUCUCUUUUUCUGUUGUUUAGAUCCAUCAGCAUCAUUUGCUGUAAAUCCGGUUUAUUUAAGGAUGCUUGUGGUGUUCUUUGAGCACUUUUUCUUUCUUCUCAUUUGACACUGUUAAAAAAGAUGAAACACACAAUGUGCAAAGUAUCAUUUGUACAAAUUGAGAGGCUGAUGUAAUAAAAGUGCUAGAAAGUCUUGUUGCUAGCAUAAGAUAUAUUUAUGUCUUUACCCCAGUUCCGUGUACUAAUUUUCCCUUUAAAUCCUUUCGGACUUAAUCAAUCGUACUUUCCUUUAAUUAGAUAAAAGUUACCAAGCAGAUGUGCUACCCAUCAAACUGAUAUGAUAUAAAACAAAUAAUGGGAGAAACUCAACAUCUAGGGUGAGAUUUCUCGAGGUAUUUAGAUACCUAAAC